GGGAAAUGUAGUGAAAAAAGCCGAUUUGUCCACUCUGUUUGGAACGCUCAGUACUACGACUCCCACAAACCCUUGCUGGUUUUAGCUCGUGUCGGUCGAUAUGGCGUCUUCUUGAAGCGUACACAAAUCGCAAGUGUUUUGUUGACAAGUGAUUAAGAUGGCAGCCGACCCCACAGACAAGAAGGAUGCUGAGUCCUCAGGGACCAAAGACAGAGAGAGGAAACGCAGCCGUUCACGAGAGCGGGAUCGUAAAGCCUCACCUUCACGCAAACGCCAUCGUUCUCGUGAACGAAAUCGCUCUAAAUCUGCAGAAAGAGACCGACGCAUGAAAGACAAGGAUAGAGACAAGGAACGUGACAGAGACAAGGACAAAGAGAGGAGCCGUAAGGACAGAGAUGGGCAUCGACGUGAUAAAGAUCGCAGCAAGAGGUCCAGAAGUCUCUCACCCAAGUCGAAGGAUGCCAAAUUAAAGAGAGAAAGGGAUAUAAAAACAGAAGAGGAGGACGAUGAAAAAAAGAAGAAAGAUAAGGUCCAACCUUUGUCUUUGGAAGAGCUUCUCGCCAAGAAGAAGGCAGAAGAGGAAGCUGAGGCAAAGCCCAAGUUCCUCUCCAAGGCGGAGCGAGAAGCAGAGGCUCUGAAACGGAGGGAGCAACAGACCGAGGAAAGGAGGAGGUUGAUGGAAGAGGAGAGGAAGAAGAGAAGGAUGUUCCAGGACAUGGGGAGAAAAAUGAUGGAGGACCCCCAGGAGAGGGAGAGACGAGAGCGAAGAGAGCGAAUGGAGCGAGAGAACAACGGGAAUGAAGAAGAUGAUGGACGACAAAAGCUCAGAGAGGAGAAAGAUAAAAGCAAAGAACUCCACGCCAUCAAGGAGCGUUACCUGGGUGGGCUCAAGAAACGCCGGAGAACUCGUCACCUGAAUGACAGGAAGUUUGUGUUUGAGUGGGAUGCUUCUGAAGACACUUCAGUCGACUACAACCCAAUUUACAAAGAAAAGCAUCAGGUACAGCUGUACGGACGCGGCUUCAUCGCUGGCAUCGACUUAAAGCAGCAGAAAAGAGACCAGUCACGUUUCUAUGGUGACCUGAUGGAGAAAAGGCGCACGCUGGAAGAGAAGGAGCAGGAAGAGGUAAGACUGAAGAAGAUGCGUAAGAAGGAAGCCAAGCAGCGCUGGGACGACAGACAUUGGUCUCAGAAGAAGCUGGACGAGAUGACGGACAGAGACUGGCGAAUCUUCAGAGAGGACUACAGCAUCACCACCAAGGGAGGAAAGAUCCCGAACCCCAUCAGGAACUGGAAGGAGUAUUCGCUGCCCGCACACAUCCUGGAGGUCAUCGAAAAAUGUGGCUACAAGGAUCCGACACCUAUUCAGAGGCAGGCCAUUCCUAUUGGUUUACAGAACCGUGACAUCAUUGGUGUGGCCGAGACAGGUAGCGGUAAAACGGCUGCUUUCCUGAUUCCACUGCUGGUCUGGAUUACCACCCUGCCAAAGAUUGACAGGAUUGAAGACUCAGACCAGGGUCCUUAUGCUGUGAUCCUGGCCCCGACACGUGAGUUGGCGCAGCAGAUUGAAGAGGAGACCAUAAAGUUCGGUAAACCGCUUGGCAUCCGCACAGUGGCUGUGAUUGGAGGAAUCUCCAGAGAGGACCAGGGCUUCCGUCUCAGGAUGGGCUGUGAGAUUGUGAUCGCCACCCCUGGCCGUCUGAUCGACGUGCUGGAGAACCGGUACCUGGUCCUGGGCCGCUGCACCUACGUGGUCCUCGAUGAGGCCGAUCGUAUGAUUGACAUGGGCUUCGAGCCAGACGUCCAAAAGAUUCUGGAGUACAUCCCAGUGACCAAUCAGAAGCCAGACACCGAGGAAGCAGAGGACCCUGAGAAGAUGAUGAUGAACUUUGAAUCUGGAAAACAUAAAUACAGACAAACGGUCAUGUUCACAGCUACUAUGCCUCCAGCUGUGGAGAGACUGGCCAGGAGCUACUUGAGACGUCCUGCUGUGGUGUACAUCGGGUCUGCUGGCAAACCUCACGAGAGAGUCGAACAGAAGGUCUUGCUUAUGUCCGAGGGAGAGAAGAGGAAGAAGCUGCUGGAGGUGUUGUCGCAUGGCUUCGAGCCUCCCAUCAUCAUCUUUGUCAACCAGAAGAAGGGUUGUGACGUGUUGGCCAAGUCUCUGGAGAAGAUGGGGUACAAUGCUUGCACGCUGCACGGUGGCAAAGGCCAGGAGCAGAGAGAGUUUGCUCUUUCCAAUCUCAAGGCAGGAGCCAAAGACAUCUUGGUGGCCACAGACGUUGCUGGUCGAGGUAUCGAUAUCCACGACGUCUCCAUGGUGCUUAACUAUGACAUGGCUAAGAACAUUGAAGACUACAUCCAUCGUAUCGGUCGUACGGGUCGUGCUGGUAAGAGUGGUGUGGCCUUGACUUUCCUCACUAAAGAGGACUCGGCGGUGUUCUACGACCUGAAGCAGGCCUUCCUCGAGAGCCCAGUCUCCACCUGCCCUCCAGAGCUGACCAACCACCCGGACGCUCAGCACAAACCUGGAACCAUCCUGACCAAGAAGAGACGCGAGGAGACCAUCUUUGCCUGAUUUACCCCGGACUUUAUCCACUGAACACAGACAACUGUGUUUCAAACUGUUUUAAUCAUGUUGUAUCACUGCACAAUAUGCAUUUCUCUGUUUUUUCUUUCAGGAUUUGGUCUGCAGAUUAUUUCUUUUGUUCUUUCUCACCUUGCCUCCCAUUCCGUCAGUCUGUUUUUAUCUUUUCAACCAGUCUGUUGGUAGAAAAGAACACAUUGUUAACUGGUGCAGAAAUCAUCACAAGCACUGGUUCUGGGAUUGUAAGGCUCAAAUGUGGCCAAUUCUCAUUGAUGUGCGUGAAUUUGAAUGUGUGAAUUUGAAUCCGUUGAUGUGUAAAUGUGGACUUCAGUGGUAGAUGUUUGUUUUGCUUCUAUAAACAAGAGCCAGGAUCAGUGAGCAGGACCCUGAUGAUGUAACCGAGCUGCACUGUGUAAAUGCUACUCUUCAGUUAUCAAAUGUGAUAAAUACCAACCAAAAUGUGAGUGUAGAUGAGCAGUAAGUGCAUUUUUAUUAAUUUUCUGUUACCAUAAAUAGUUUCCUGACAGUUUAAGAAACCAAUGCCAGAAUUGAUGGCAUUUUCUUUAGCUUCAGUUGCGUCCUCUUGACUAAAUUGCAGUUCAUUGUUUUAAAUAUAAACAUUUGUAUGAAGUGAAUACAGUAAAUUUGUCAAAUUUAUCGGUAGCAAGAAGUUCGUUUUUGUUUUUUUUAGUCUAAAAUAAUAGUGGUGUGCUCAAUGGGUUAAUCUUGGGAUGCAGAAAAGGGGUUGAAAUCUUCAAACAAGUACAAAAGAGCAAAAUUCAGGCACUCACACAGAGAAGCAGGAGUAAUGUGGAGUUGUGAUUAAAAAAUCUUUAUUGAUUACAAGGCUUGCUAUUGGCAUGAAACUUUUAAAAAAGGACCGUUUUUGAUCUUUGCAGCUUUUCAUCAUAAGUCAAAUUAGGACAUGAUACCUGAGUCUGACCUUUUUUUUAUGUGUUAGUUUUAUGUAUGUCAUUCAGGUGUGUGUCCUGCUUGGAUAACUGGGUCAACAGGGGUGGGAAAACAAAGUUGGUUGUUGAUGGUGGUUAUUAACUCAAAUGAAAAACAUAUACAUGUACAUAAGUGAUUCAUGUAUAGUAUGUUUCUAAUUUCAGUUACCUGCCAAGGAUGAUUAGUUAUAAGCAAAUCAAAACUCCACAUUACUCCUGCUCCUUUUUGUGUGAGUGCCUGAAGUUUGCAGUUUUGACAGUUUUUUAAAUUUAUUUUUUUUACCUCAAAUGUAUGAAUAACCAGUCAGAUUAUCUCAUUUUCAUAGAGUUUAAAGGCCCUGAAAACACAUUUUCUCAAUCAGCCUCCCCUGUUUGUGGGGACAUGAAUACAGUGUGCUCACACACACGGAAAAGCUGAUAUACGAUAUGAUCAGAGUACAAUUUUGAACAGAUAAUAUUAAGUAUUGGAAUACUUUAUAAGAGCCUACCACCAAGCUUGUGGCUCUAUGAGGCUAACAAUGGCAAGUUUGAGUGUAUUAUAGUAAACAAAAAAAGGGACACAAACAAUUAAAAGUACAUAAAAUGUUA
Messenger RNA from Siniperca chuatsi (mandarin fish), 4125 nucleotides. It is a transcript of the gene ddx23, whose product is annotated as DEAD (Asp-Glu-Ala-Asp) box polypeptide 23. Gene Ontology annotation, biological process: mRNA splicing, via spliceosome. Gene Ontology annotation, cellular component: catalytic step 2 spliceosome. The coding region runs from base 158 to 2578 and encodes 806 amino acids. Gene Ontology annotation, molecular function: RNA helicase activity; RNA binding; ATP binding. The transcript has 17 exons. Lineage: Eukaryota; Metazoa; Chordata; Actinopteri; Centrarchiformes; Sinipercidae. The record is from RefSeq and is a predicted model, not a curated record.